AUGCAUAAUCAAACAACCAACGACAUUGAGAACUCCAUAUCCCUCGAUGAAUCCCAAAGCCCGUCACCAAUUCCAGAUGGCCUAGGAGAAGACGACAAACCAGUGAACUGGCCCUCCUCCAAAAAAUGGUCCAUCGUAGUCAGCACUUCUCUCGCAACCUUUAUCGUUUCCUUCGGCAGCAGUGUCUACUCAGCUGCAAUCCCCCACAUCCAAACCCGAUUCAGCGUCUCAUCCGAUACGGCCCUACUAGGCAUAACACUCUACGUUAUUGGCUUCGCCCUUGGUCCGAUGGCAUGGGGUCCCGCUUCGGAACUGUAUGGCAAGCGCCGACCCCUGUUUCUUGGCUACGCCAUCUUCUGCAUCUGCCAACUCCCCUGCGCACUCGCUCAGAACAUAUCUCUGCUCUUGACGUUUCGAUUCCUCUCUGGUCUAGCUGGAUCUUCAAGCCUGGCUAUUCUUGGGGGUAUGUACGUUGACUUCCUCGCCAGACCAGCUGAGCGAGGAAUUUCCACGGCUGUGUUCAGCGUUGCGACGUUUUGCGGACCGACUGUUGGACCUAUCGUUGGAAAUCUAGCGACGCUCAAAUUGGGCUGGCGCUGGACGGCGUGGCUUACUCUGAUAGGAGGUGUCGUCUUCGGGAGCGUUGCGCAUCUUCUGGUUUGGCUGGACCUCCAGUAG
Molecule: messenger RNA, 678 nt
Organism: Fusarium musae
Lineage: Eukaryota; Fungi; Ascomycota; Sordariomycetes; Hypocreales; Nectriaceae
Exons: 2
Coding region: 1-678 (225 amino acids)
Biological process (GO): transmembrane transport
Molecular function (GO): transmembrane transporter activity
Source: RefSeq, a predicted model, not a curated record